GUGUAGAGAGAGGUGAGUGUUCUCACAGUCUCAUGUCAGUUUAUCCGCAAUCAGGGCUCAGGAAAUGUUCUGUUUGCACACAUAUACAUAUUGAUCUGUUUAAUCUGUCAAAUCUGUACAUUUGUCGGGUCAGCGGCACCAGCUAUCAGUUCGAGGUGAAAGAGCGCCAGGGGAAAGUUGUUAAUCAUGGAUAUUCGACCAAACCACACCAUUUACAUCAAUAAUGUAAAUGAUAAGAUCAAGAAGGAUGAACUGAAGCGGUCACUCUAUGCCCUGUUCUCUCAGUUUGGGCAAGUCAUGGACAUUGUUGCCAUGAAAACCAUGAAGAUGAGAGGGCAGGCGUUUGUGGUGUUCAAAGAGCUUGCCUCGGCUACGAAUGCACUGCGUCAACUUCAAGGUUUUCCUUUCUACAAUAAGCCCAUGCGCAUUCAGUAUGCUAAGACAGACUCUGAGGUCAUCUCCAAAAUCAGAGGCACAUUUGGGGACAAGGACAAGAAGAAGGACAGGAAGAAGAAGGCUCAAGAUCAAGUGGCCAACGUGGCCAAGAAACCAGCACUGGGAUCAGCCAACACAAACAAUGCUCCAACAACCAUGCAGGUUCCAGACAAUCCACCCAACUACAUUUUAUUCCUUAAUAACCUGCCAGAGGAAACAAAUGAAAUGAUGCUCUCCAUGCUGUUCAAUCAAUUCCCUGGUUUCAAAGAGGUGCGACUCGUCCCUGGCAAACACGACAUCUCCUUUGUAGAGUUUGAGAGCGAGGGCCAGGCGGGAGUGGCCAAAGAUGCACUGCAGGGCUUCCGGAUUACGGCCCAAUGCGCCAUGAAGAUCACUUAUGCCAAGAAGUAGUUCCCACGAUGACGUCACUGGACAGGGAACACACAUUGGACUCUGGGUUAGAGAUGGGUUGGACCCCCUGAUUUUUACUUUGUUUUUUUGUAUCGGCUGUGGAAUCUCCCAGGAGUUAUUUUGUUGUUUUUUUUUGACUGAUUUCUGUGCAGUCGCUGUGAGGUGGACUGUGAAGAGAAUCCUCUAAACAUCGCCUCUAUUUUGUAUGGCACAGUAAUAAAGACGUUUUGUGCAACUGUGGUGCCUAAGAUGCUUCCUCUGACAUGUUCCAAGUUUCUAUCCCUGGUCCUGAAGGCCCCAAAAGGACAGAUGGUGAUUGUAGAUUCAAGCCCAAUAACAUGUAAAAAAUGUUGUGUCAUGACAUCUUUAUUCUCUGAAAACAUAUAAACGUGAAAAAAAAUUAUUUGCAAAUUCACGUAGUUGGGGAUACCAAUCAUUGGUCCAGUGAUCAAGUGUGUAAAUUGUCAUAGUUCCCAGCCCAGUCAUAUGCUAACAGCCUGUAUUACAGCUCAGUUGAAACCCCUCUAACCAGUUCUGUUGUUGGGUGAAACAUCUGGGCUCUCCUGCAGUCAUUGGCCCAAAACGAUACUUAAAAGUGGCUGGAUUGACUUCCUAAAUUUGAAUUGGAGGUUAAUAGAAAGCUCCUUUGAUCCGCAUUCCCAGCAAUUCACCGCGAUUCAUUCACACUAUUCGGAUCUAGCGCUGUCUGCGUGCCUUCGCAAUACUUCGGCAUCUCAACAGACAGGCACAUCAAUAAUGUUGUCUACGAGUAUAUAGUCAGAACACAACAUAUUGAUCAAAUGUUUGAUGAAAGCUAGUGCAGACAAUGGGUUCAGCAAUUUCCCAAAUGAAUAAUUAUAAUGUUGAUGUCAUCAAGUUGUGUAUGCUCCCUGGAGCUAUGGAGAGAGAUGGGUAAAAUGAGAAACAGAUUUAUCUCCCAAAGAUUUAUAAAACGUGAUGACAUGAGUCCAGAUGUUUACUGCUUUCGAUUGUCGCAUGCUAUGAUAAGUGCCUCGUGAAGAUAGGACACAUUUUCCAUGAGGGGGAAUCUGGUAAAUGGUCCAACUGGUUAAAGAUAAUUUUCAUAAAGAUCAUACUGUAUGUCCAUGUCCCAAAUGGCACCCUAUUCUCAUAUUUAGUGCCUGUCUUUUGACUAGGGCUCCAGUCAAAAGUAGUGCACUUUUUACAUAAUUGGGUGCCAUUUAGGAUAUUGGAUAUUGAUCUGCUCCACUUCUAACUGGUCUUCUUGAGCUGUAGUUAUAUAUCCUGCUCUAUAUUAGCACUGACUGGCCUCAAAGAGAGUCAUUUCCCCAAAGCUAGUCCUCAGGGUCAUUUAAACUUUACUUUACCUGGCAGGUACCACAAAAACAUACACACUCAGUUGUUGGCUCAAAGUGCAGGCUGUGAUAGGGUGCAAUCACAGUGACUGAUGGUUUGGGUCCCACUGCUUAUUCUCAUUAUAGUGCACUACUUUUUGACCAGGGCCCCAUAGGUUUCCAUUUGGGACACAUCCUUUGAAUGGGCUUCUAACAAUGAACCUGCAUGGCUGUCAGUGACAGCGCAAAGCACUGUAGCCUAGUAGAGAGAGAUCGACCAAAUGGUUAGAGAGACACUGUUACCAUCUGAGAAAUACCUCAUUUAUCUUACUUAUUCAAUUAAUAGCAAACUGCGUUGGGCUAAAAUGUCUAGCACCCUUUUCACACUACUGAGCCAGGCCAUGUUAAACCAACCCAAGUUGUAGGCUACUGUGCUGGCCUGGAUACGCAAUCCACCAGUUUCAGGAACCGUAUUUCAAAUAAAAAUGUAAAAGAAA
Molecule: messenger RNA, 2659 nt
Organism: Oncorhynchus kisutch (coho salmon)
Lineage: Eukaryota; Metazoa; Chordata; Actinopteri; Salmoniformes; Salmonidae
Product: U2 small nuclear ribonucleoprotein B''-like
Exons: 7
Coding region: 187-846 (219 amino acids)
Molecular function (GO): RNA binding
Source: RefSeq, a predicted model, not a curated record